Molecule: messenger RNA, 3087 nt
Organism: Lodderomyces margitis
Lineage: Eukaryota; Fungi; Ascomycota; Pichiomycetes; Serinales; Debaryomycetaceae
Gene: CYM1
Product: Cym1p
Exons: 1
Coding region: 1-3087 (1028 amino acids)
Biological process (GO): protein processing
Cellular component (GO): mitochondrial matrix
Molecular function (GO): metal ion binding
Source: RefSeq, a predicted model, not a curated record
AUGCUAAGAUACAACCUAAAGCGAAAUUUGCAACAGGUUGCUGCACAGCGAACUGCGUCAAGUAGUACGACUGCGUUGCACAAAUAUCCUAUUAGGUCCAAAAGUCAUGGCUUUGAAAUUAUCAAGACAACCACGAUACCUGAAUUUUCAUUAGUGGCAGUUUUAUUGAAACAUGAGGCAAGUGGAGCCCAACAUUUGCACUUGGAUUCGGCUAAUGACAAUAACAAUGUAUUUUCAAUAGCAUUUAAAACGAACCCACCCGAUGCCACUGGGGUGCCACAUAUUCUAGAGCAUACAACCUUGUGUGGGUCGAAAAAGUACCCAGUUCGGGACCCGUUUUUCAAAAUGACCAAUAGAAGUUUGAGUAACUUUAUGAAUGCAAUGACAGGUCAUGACUAUACAUUUUAUCCAUUUGCAACGACUAAUCGCAAGGACUUUGAAAAUUUAAUGGACGUGUAUCUCUCGUCGGUCCUUGAGCCGUUGUUGAAUUACAAUGAUUUCAUACAGGAGGGAUGGAGAUUGGAAAACUCAGCUCUAGAAGAUAUUAAGAGUAAGCUUGAAUUCAAAGGUGUCGUUUAUAAUGAGAUGAAAGGACAGUACUCCAAUUCAAUGUACUACUUCUACAUUAAGUUUUUGGAGUCUGUUUAUCCAGCCUUGAACAACUCGGGUGGAGAUCCUACAAAAAUGACCAAUUUAUCCUACAAAGAAUUGGUUGACUUUCACAGUCGAAAUUACCAUCCGUCAAAUGCAAAAACAUUCACUUAUGGUAAUUUACCGUUAGAAAAUCACUUACGCCGACUCAAUGAGUACUUUAAAGGCUUUGACAAGAAAUGUUUAAGCUCAGAGGUCAAGGAAUCGAUAUUUGUGACCGAUCCUAAAAAGGUUCACGAAGUCACAGUUCCUGGCCCUUUCGAUUCAAUGAUCAACAAGGACAUAUCGGAACAGUAUAACGCGUCAAUAACGUGGUACUUGGGUAACCCUUUGGAUAUACUGAUGUACUAUAAUUUGUUUAAGUGGAAGAUUCUUGCUUCGCUACUUUUCGAUGGUCAUAGCUCGCCACUUUAUCAAGACUUUAUUGAGAGUGGGUAUUCCGAAGAUUUUUCUGCAAAUUCCGGGUUAGACUCCACAACUUCCCUUUUCUCAAUAACAGUUGGCUUCAACUACUUAACUAAGGAAAAAGUUGGAGGCUUGGAGUCAGCGAUUAUCAAUAGUAUCAGGGAUAGUGUGAUGCCGAGGUUGAGCGCCAAUGAUUCGGCAUACAAUAAUAGAGUUGAAGCGUUGUUGCAUCAAAUUGAGUUGGGUUUUAAAAGACACAAGCCCGAAUUUGGAUUUAGUUUACUAAGUUCACUAGUUCCUUCUUGGGUCAACGGUGCAGACCCGUUGGAGGUCCUUACUGUGGAAGCAAUUUUGUCAAAGUUCAAGAAAGAAUACUCGGAAAGAGGAUUGAAGAUGUUUGAGGAAUUAUUGAAUGAUACAUUGUUGAAUAAUGCAACUCAAAAAUUUAAAUUUACAAUGGAACCAAGAGAUAAUUUUGCAAAACAAUUGGGUCAAAUAGAGACUGACAACUUACUGAGCAAAAUUGAAGAGCUAACGGAGGAUGAUCGACAAAAAAUCUACGACAGGAACAUUGAAUUGGCGGAGUCUCAAACUCAAGAGCAAGAUGCAGACGUGUUACCUUCUUUAGCAGUUGAGGAUAUUUCCAAAAGGGGGUCAUUUUAUGAUAUUGCUGUAGUGCGUGUCAACAACAAGGAUAUAAAUGAGAGAGUUGUCGAUACUAAUGGUCUUGUUUAUGUAAAUGCGUUGAAGGAAAUUCCUUUCUUGUCAGCAAAAUAUUACAAAUACCUUCCGCUAUUCAACAGUUGUUUGACAAACCUUGCAGGUACGACAGAGACGCCCAUUACCGAGCUUGAAACUAAAAUACAGUUGGUUACUGGUGGGAUCUCAUUUAACCACAGGAUAACACCUGACCCUUAUAACAUAAAUCUGAUGAAAUUGCAGUAUCUGUUGGCGGGAGCAGCUUUAAAAGAGAAUGCAGCCAAUAUUUAUGACUUAUGGCGAGAAAUUUUACAAGAUACUCGGCUUAGUGAUGAUGAGGAAGUUUUGGAUAAGCUCAGUACUUUAAUCAAAAACAUGGGACAGAACCAAAUUAAUGCAGUUGCAGAAAGCGGCCAUUCUUAUGCAUGUGGAGUCAGUAACUCAAAGAUUACCCCUGCCAAGUACAUCAGAGAAGUCACUGGAGGAUUAGAACAGGUUCAAUUUGUGAUGGAAAUGAAUAGGAAUCUUGAAAACAAAGGCAAGGAUUAUUUGAAGAAUGAAAUUUUGCCAAUUUUGAGGACUAUGAAGGAGGCAGUUUUGCAAGGUGAUUUCAAAUAUAGAGUAGUAGGAGACCUUGAAACAGUGAAAGAAAAUGAGCUGUUGAUUAGCAAGUUUGAUGAGCAAAUGGCAUCUUCAGGACCUACGCCCGCCACGACUGAUGGUCUUGACUCUUUACUUGAGUCAUUCAAGUAUAAUCACACCUCGGAAAAGCAAUUAAUUAAUCUCCCAUUCCAAGUGGGUUAUUCAUGUUUGGCCAAGAAAGGUGCAUCCUUCUCUUCUAAAGAAGGUGCUGCUUUACAGAUACUAUCGCAAUUGUACACAUUUAAAAAUCUACACUCCAAGAUUAGAGAGGCUAAUGGUGCCUAUGGAGGCGGUUUGACUUAUGACGGGUUAGGGGGAACUUUAGACUUUUAUUCUUAUAGGGAUCCCAAUCCAGUCAAGUCCAUCCAAACAUUUGAAGAAUCGUUUGCUUAUGGCCUCAAUGCUCAAUGGAGCGAGAAGGAUUUAACAGAGGCCAAAUUGAGGGUCUUCCAAAGUAUAGAUGCCCCUAUCAACGUUGCAAGCCAAGGCUCUACCCAAUUUUUUGAAGGGAUAAGCGACGAUUUGAGGCAAGAAAGAAGAGAAAAUUUCCUUAGCACAACUAUUCAAGAUUUGCAGCAUGUUACCCAAAACUAUCUUGUCAACAACCCUAACAAUUUGGUUACUGUCAUUGGCGAUAACGAAUUAUUGAAAGUCGAUAACAACUGGCAAAUUAGAAAUCUCAAGUUAUAG